AUGGAACAACGACAACAGUAUCUACCACCCCCGCCUCCGCUGUCGCAACCUAAUCAGUCUCAUAUAAUUAAUCUGCCUCCCCCACCUCCAAGGCCCUCAGCGCAACAGCAUGGCAUGAUCCCUCCACCUCCACCAGGGCCGCCACCUCAGUCUGCCUACCCAGGUUCAAAUCAGUGGCAAGCAUGGCGCACGCAGAACUUCCCUCCUCCGCCGCCUCCUCCCGUCCUUCAUCCGUCCUUGAUGCCAGCGAAUCAGGCUUAUCUUCGUCAGCAACCCACUCCGUUGUCAAUUCCGAUACUUGCACCGCCAUCCGAAGGACAACCGCUUACUUCUGCAACUUAUAUACCGUCAAGUGAGACUUUCGGGCCCGGCGUUGGCAUUCCGCCGCUCUAUGAAAAUUAUGGACAUUCUGCGAUUACAGAGAGGCCACGACCAGGUGCCACGACCUGGGAUAGCACAUCUUCGGAUAAUUCUUAUAGAAAAGAGGGAAGUAUCCCUCCUACCCCAUCUCGCAAUCUGCCUCCUUCUCUUGUUCUUGGGGCCUACAACGACAACAUGUCGCCUGGACCAGCAACGGCUACGAUACAAAAUCAUGGUUCUGAACCAGCCCGUACAACAAGCCACAAGCACAAUGCCAGCAGUACGUCUCUCGGUGGAAUAUCGGCUGGAGAUGCAGCUGUUCAGUGGCCCGUUGAGAGGGUUGUCAGCUGGCUUGCGAGAAAUGGGUUUUCGAAGGACUGGCAAGAGACGUUCAAAUCUUUGGAGCUCCAGGGCGCGGACUUUCUGGAGCUUGGUCACGGGUCGAAUGGUCGCGGCAAUCUUGGUAAAAUGCAUCAAGUUGUCUAUCCACAAUUAGCAAAGGAGUGCCAGAAAAGCGGGAUUGGCUGGGAUCAAGCCCGAGAGCGUGAUGAAGGCAAACGAAUGCGAAAAUUGAUACGGCAGAUACAUGAUKAUGGAAGUGAGGUAAAAUUCACAGACAGACGAAGGGAAUCACAGACACUCCCCAGUGCUUCUACAGACGGAGGUGUAGAGAACUCUCCUAACCUAGGAUGGGAUUCGCCAUUUCCGCCGUUUGGGCAAGCGGCUGUGGAAAACACUUACAGCCACCCCGCUCACCGUCUACCUCCUGCUUUGAUAAGUAAGCCGAGCACUCAAAUCCGUCCGGUUACAGCUCCAUCGUCACAGAGACAUGAUGCUGGUGACAGUGACCCGGCUAUAAACCAGCGGUCAGAGUAUUCUAGAAGCGCACUCGCAAAUCUGGACGAACAUCGGAGGCAAAGUCCUUCUUCAACUAGCGACGGUGGUAUGUUCCCACCACCUUCCUUAAAGGCCCACGAAGACAGUCCCCAAAGUGGGAGUCCAGCAGCACAGCACGCCUUCCCUGUUCAGUCAGGAUUAACUUCAUCCUCAACAGGGGAUCUCACAUCCAGGUUUGAGCACCACCGGGGAAACAGUACGGAUUCACUUUCUGGACGCGGAAACUCUAUGCCUCGUUUUUAUGAGAACCGAAAGCAAACACAAGAAAGUUCGCGUCUUACACCUCAAGAUACCGGUAAAGACCCUGGAAAAGGCUUCUUUCAAUUUUUCAAGAAGAAAUCGCGCGAUCACCAUUCGAAUCCAUCGCCAGAAGAGCAGCUCCUAGAUUCACCCACGAGCCCUUCAAUUAUGCGUCACAACGGCUUAAAUAGCCCUUUCAACAAGCCGUCUUACAAUAACAGUGACUUGUCUUUAGCCGAGCGUCCCUUGUCUUCUUCAUUUUCUGAUUAUGAAAGAAGUACAGCACGAUUGAAAUCCGCUAAGCAAAGAUACGCUAUGGCCACUCUUGAUGGCUGGAACUAUCGUCUGGUGGAUAUCACAGAAGCUGAUACAGCUGAAAAUCUGAGAACAGUGAUUUGCCAAAACUUAGGUAUCGUGGAUUGGCAUACCGCACAAAUCGCAGUCACAGAGCCAGGACAGAUUGAACACGAAGACUUUCUUGACGACUCAAUGCUUGUUCUCAAUCGUCGCGCAAGAGCAGAUCAUUUAGGAUCCCUGAAGUUCUAUGUACGUGGCAAUGUAUCUCCAGGUUCUACUGGCUUGGGCGUAUCAUUUGCUGAGAAAGCCACGUCGUCUCCUAUGUCAGCUCAUCGUCAAGUGCAAAGAAAGCCUUUGGAAGAAGACUCUACUCUUCGUGGUACCCAAGGAGUGUCUGGCUCGCCGCUUGUUGCUCACCAAUCUGCUACGGCAACCAGCUCUGACCAGCUGUCACCAUCUUUGCCUGAGAAAGCACGCGCUGAUGCUGGCGCUGAUCUCGAUUCAGCAUCGCGGCUUGAAGAGCGUCAACUCGAUGUUGACCGGAAACAACGUACCCUCUCUAGGCCGAAGCAACCCCCAGAAUUACAACUUCACAGUGGUAAUUAUAGUGAGAACGGAUAUCGAAGUAGAGGCGUCAUUGACUUUGACCAACCGCGGGUUUCUCCAUACGAAGAUAAACGGGUUGAAGGGCUUGUGCCUCAGCGGAAGCCUCCAUCUGCCCCCUCUGAAUCGAAUACACUCACCAAGGUCAAUUCUCUGAGCAAGAAAAGUACUGACCGUGCUCGCAUGUCGUUGAGGAUGCAGCACCAGUCGCCCAAAUAUAGAUUAAUCCAAGAGGAAGAAUCACCGGAAACAAGCAUUUCUGCGAGCCUGAAUAAUUCCGAUCCGGUGUAUACGGCUUACGGGCAAUCAACUGGGAUGGCCACUUCUUCCUCCACUUCAUCUCAAUCCACUCUCACCGAAAAUAGUUUCAAUACCGUGCGAAGAAAUCCGUCGACAGCCUCGUCAUUCAAACCACCUUCUUUACAAAGUCGAAAGUCAUUUGGCCCGGUACAUGAAUUCGAAGAAACGAAUGUCACAUUCAAUGCACCCCGAACACCUCAAAUGGAAUCGGAGGAAUCCGAAGACGAUUCCGAUGAUGGACUGUUUGCAGUACCUCUCACAACGAAGAAAGAUACUUCAAAGGGCAAGGGACCUGUACCAGAGGUCACAUCUCCCAAAUCUCAGAAACCUUCUCUGACAGUCAAUACCUCGACAAGAUCCACCAAGGGACUGUCAGUUAGUUUCAGGUCGCCCAAUCCCAAUGAUGAAAUAUCUGCUGGACCUUCCUACCCGAGCUCAGCAGUCAUGCCUGCAGAUUUGCGUUCGAUGCAGGAUAAAAACGGCGUAUCAUCCGCAAAUGCAAAUCCAUCUCCUGAUGAUGAAUCAUAUCGUCGCAGAGACUCUUUUGCGAGAGAUGAUAUCUGGGCCAGUCGACCUCCUGUUGAAGGUGUCAUCAACAAUCUUGACGAUUUCUUCCCCAACAUUGAUCUAGAUGAGCCUUAUCUUGAAGCGCCGGGAACCUCUCCUCCUGGCUCUCCGGUCAACACAGUUAUGAAAGACAAGCCCGGUUCCUCUAUCCAAGCGCCACCGAAUCCUUCUCAUCAGGGAUCUGACCAGCAGAUUCCCAGCGAUCCAAACGCCAGAUACUCCGUCGCACAACGCAAUCUUAUCAAGUCUGGAGGUUUGAGUCGUAUGAAGUCUAUACGUGAAGUCGCCAAAGGUGCUCAACAAGUGCAUAGGAACCGAAGCAUUGCAGGCCCAGCCAGUAAGAAAUCCGGUGACAUACUCCGACGCAAGAGCACAAAGAUGUUUGGCGCAAAAAUUAUGCAAAUCAGUCCAAAGCCUGGAAGUCGGUUGAGCCAGUUGAACAACGUGCCCAAACGGGAACAAACUUUCCGUAUCAUUAGAGGUCAACUUAUCGGAAAAGGCACAUAUGGUAGAGUGUAUCUCGGCAUGAAUGCUGAUACUGGAGAGGUGCUUGCCGUGAAACAAGUUGAGGUCAACCCCAGAGUGGCUGGKCAAGACAAAGAUCGCAUAAAAGAGAUGGUGGCUGCCAUGGACCAAGAAAUUGAUACUAUGCAGCAUCUUGAGCAUCCAAACAUAGUCCAGUACCUUGGAUGUGAACGAGGGGAAUUGUCCAUCUCGAUCUACCUUGAGUAUAUUUCUGGUGGUUCUAUUGGCAGCUGUCUACGCAAGCAUGGCAAAUUUGAAGAGUCGGUUGUCAAGUCACUAACACGACAGACUCUCAGCGGUUUAUCCUAUCUUCAUGACCAAGGUAUUCUCCAUCGUGACCUUAAGGCAGACAACAUUCUUCUCGAUUUGGACGGUACAUGCAAGAUUUCGGACUUUGGCAUUUCGAAGAAGACUGACAAUAUCUACGGCAAUGACGCGUCUAAUUCAAUGCAGGGUUCGGUGUUCUGGAUGGCUCCGGAAGUCGUACAGUCUCAAGGCCAGGGCUAUAGUGCCAAGGUAGACAUUUGGUCACUUGGUUGUGUAGUUUUGGAGAUGUUCGCCGGACGUCGACCUUGGAGUAGGGAAGAAGCGAUUGGUGCUAUCUUCAAGUUGGGAAGUCUCAGUCAAGCACCACCAAUUCCCGAAGAUGUGUCUGUGAAUAUCAGUCCUGCAGCUUUGGCUUUUAUGUACGACUGCUUUACAAUUGACACAUUUGAUCGUCCAACUGCCGACACCCUUCUCAAUCAACAUCCCUUCUGUGCGCCGGACCCAAGUUACAAUUUUGAAGAGACGGAGUUGUAUGCCAAGAUUCGCGACGUGCUUUAA
Messenger RNA from Talaromyces amestolkiae, 4614 nucleotides. RefSeq lists its product as uncharacterized. Gene Ontology annotation, biological process: protein phosphorylation. Gene Ontology annotation, molecular function: protein kinase activity; ATP binding. The record is from RefSeq and is a predicted model, not a curated record. The transcript has 2 exons. Bases 1 to 4614 code for a protein of 1537 amino acids. Lineage: Eukaryota; Fungi; Ascomycota; Eurotiomycetes; Eurotiales; Trichocomaceae.